AUGGGCUCAGCUGGCCUUGCUCAAGCCCCAUUGCGACAAGAUUCACCCGAUUUUACAUACGAUAGCCACAAUAACAUCUCCCCUGAUGACCAACGAGGAAGUGCCGUGCCGGUUACCAAGGCUACACAAGACAUCAAAGAAGUUAUUUCCAAUCCUACCAUCCCACGAGCGGCCCUGAAUAUCCAAGACGAGCGCCAAAACCUGGCAGCUAGUGUUCACCCUGCAUACUUUCGCGGCUCCAAAUUCGAUCGGGUUCCAUACUGGCAGAGGAUUCACCGCUGGGAGGACAUUGGUGAAAGAGAAUUCUUGUCAUACCGUUGGAAUACUGCCAAGGAUGUUCAAGGCAAGGAAAAGCUGUACUAUUUUCUGAAAGAGGAGCUCCCUGAGAAGAUGCCGGACACUCCGGAAUAUGAGCACACUCGCACCCGCGACGCCUUCUUAGAGGAUGUGAUCAGAGGCAUAGAUCUAGCUCCAAUGUCAAUUAGGCUGACACCUCACAUUCUUGCCUCGAUCAAUUGGAACGAUCCUCUUAAUGAUCCUCUUAGUCGUCAAUUCAUUCCAAAGAAGUCAACAUUCCAACCUGAUCACCCAAAACUGGAACUCGACUCUUUGCACGAAUCAGACGAUUCUCCUGUUGAAGGACUAGUUCAUCGGUACACUGAUAAGUGCUUGUUCCUUGCAAGCUCUCACUGUCCCCUGUACUGCAGAUUCUGCACCCGUUCCUACGCCGUUGGUGCUGAUACCGAGACUGUAACUAAAGCCGCUCUGAAGCCUGCACGUCGUCGUUGGGAGGCAAUGCUUGAUUAUAUCGCUGCAACGCCAGUUAUCCAAGAUGUCGUACUUUCUGGCGGCGACUCCUAUUCCCUCAUGCCACAACACCUCGCCAUAAUCGGCUCUCGACUCCUCGAGAUCCCGCAUGUGAGAAGAUUUAGAGUCGCCACUAAAGGUCUCUGCGUCUCACCCAGCCGUACUUUAGAUCCAAACGAUGACUGGACCGAGGAGUUGAUCAAGUUAUCCAAAGAAGCUAGACUCAGAGGGAAGCAUGUUGCGAUGCACACACACUUCAACCACCCUAACGAGUUCUCUUGGGUUUCUCGAGAGGCAGCUCAGAAGUUGUAUGCUAAUGGUGUAACCGUUCGCAACCAAUCUGUUCUACUUAAAGGUGUCAAUGACGAUAUUGAUACUAUGAAAGGCUUAAUUCGAGAGCUUGCUGACAAUAACAUUCAACCUUACUAUGUCUACGCAGGUGACCUCGUGAAGGGCGUGGAAGACCUACGCACUCCACUAUCAACUAUCCUCGACCUCGAAACGCAAAUCCGUGGCUCGAUCGCUGGGUUUAUGACUCCGCAAUUCGUUGUUGAUCUGCCUGGCGGCGGUGGAAAGCGUCUCGCUGCAUCUUACAAAACAUAUGAUCGUGCCACUGGUCGCAGCACGUUUGUUGCUCCUGCUGUGCAUGGGAAGAACAAGGAAGGGAGACUUUAUGAAUACUACGAUCCUUUAGCCAGCUUGCCUAAUGGGGGCGAAAGCGUCGACUUCGCUGCUAUAGAGCACAUUGUUAUCUAA
Molecule: messenger RNA, 1563 nt
Organism: Mollisia scopiformis
Lineage: Eukaryota; Fungi; Ascomycota; Leotiomycetes; Helotiales; Mollisiaceae
Product: kama family protein
Exons: 5
Coding region: 1-1563 (520 amino acids)
Molecular function (GO): catalytic activity; iron-sulfur cluster binding
Source: RefSeq, a predicted model, not a curated record